AUUAAUUGCUACCGUUUUAUAUUUUCUAGAAAUUUUUCUACGGAUACAGACUCUAAGCGCUCAAAAGCCUUGGCAUCAUUCACUGGCGAUAUUCCUCUAGCUUAUGAUGAUCAAUUCGAGAAACCUGUGUGGUCUUGGAAAGGUAUUUUGGUUAAUAUACCAACAAAGAUGAGACGUGAUGGUUUGUGUUGUACUGGGGAGAGCGGACCACAGCUUAAGGAUGAAUUGAUCAGAAGAGGAUUCAACCCUAUUAGAGUUCGUACCGUGUGGGACUGUUUCGGUCAUUCAGGAACCAGGAUAGUUGAGUUUAACAGACACUGGAAUGGACUUAACGAUGCUUUGCUGUUCAAGAAGGCUUAUCAAGAAGAUGGUCAUGGUAAAAAAGAUUGGCUGAGUGGUGGUGGUGCUGCUGACUCUAGCCUUUACGCAUGGCUUGCCAAUACUGAUGAUUGUUAUAGGGCUGCUAACUAUAUAGGAGAGUACUUGGGGAAGAUGGGUGACCUCAAAAGUAUUUCUAGGUUUGCAGAAGAAGCUAGGAAAGAUCAUAAGCUUGUGGUGCGUCUGAACGUAAUCUCUGAGAACAUACAGAGUCGGUUGAGGAUGCUAGAUGAAAAAAUCUCAAAGACUUCGAUUAAACUUAAAUGUGAGACUGAAGAAAAAGAUAAGAUUCUCCACGGUUACAAUCAAGGUGUAACCCUAUAGCUAUGUAGUAGAUAUGUGUAUUGCUUUUGCUUAUAUUCAUGUUACAUUUUCUAUUUUUGCAUAUGAAGAUCUCACGGGAAGACAACAAAGAUCGACUGCUCAUUUCAAUAGAAUCUUUGCUGAUCUUGGAAAAUUUUCUUC
This is a messenger RNA of Brassica rapa (field mustard), 843 nucleotides long. RefSeq names its product factor of DNA methylation 3. The record is from RefSeq and is a predicted model, not a curated record. Gene Ontology annotation, biological process: gene silencing by siRNA-directed DNA methylation. NCBI's taxonomy places the organism in Eukaryota, Viridiplantae, Streptophyta, Magnoliopsida, Brassicales, Brassicaceae.